Molecule: messenger RNA, 729 nt
Organism: Mycena citricolor
Lineage: Eukaryota; Fungi; Basidiomycota; Agaricomycetes; Agaricales; Mycenaceae
Source: the annotation of a GenBank genome assembly
AUGAACGAGAACAGCAAGCUCAUCGCGGGAAACCGUCCUCCACGAGUGAACACGUCAACGCGUCCGACGCCUGACUCCGGAACUUCCAGCUCAGGUGUCGGUAACACCAUGGACACCGUCAGGUGCGCCCCUCCACUGUAUCCCUACACCAUCGUACAGCUUGAAACUCUACUUCCAGGAGCGUCUUCCAACUCGCUCAAGGUGCCUCAGGCCUCUUAUCGAAUGGCUCCCGAUGCUGACCCCCGAACGUUGUCUGAAGGCUACGGGGACUCGUUCCGCGGCGCGAUCCUCGGCGCGAUCGACGACUGGGAGAACAAAGGCGAGCAGAAGCACCACGACGUCGCGCGCAACGGACAGGCGAUGGUGAACGAUGCCUUCCGGCAGCUCGGGUGGGGCGGGAGCGGUGACGCAGCGCCGGGCCAGAAUGGUGCCAGUGGCUCUGCGACUGGAUACGACACCAGGCCGCCGGCGUACAGCUAUGCGUCUACGGGAUCCACUCCGCAGCUCUAUGCGGACAACAAAACCGGGGGCACUUGAGUGGAUAUAAUCGUUCUCCAUCCCAUUGGCUGUUUUAUAGUGCUCUGUACUCUUUCUACCAGGCUCUUUCGCUACUCGGGGCAUGCGAAUUGUUUUCAGGAUGAUGCCAAGUCAAUGUAAUAUCAUUCCGCGUAGAGCCACCCUCCGCGUUUUCGGCACGCAUGCAUUGCCACAAAAUCCAUGAUCACAUGA